GAGUGGGUGCGGGACAGUGCGCAGCGCCCCGCAGCCAGCCCUCUGCCCCCAACCCCAACGCCGCCGCCGCUGCAGCCUCUGCCCCGACGGGCGCCCCUAGCCGCGGCCGUCGCCCCCGGGUCCAGGUGGCCACCAUGAAGAAGGAGGUGUGCUCUGUGGCUUUCCUCAAGGCUGUGUUCGCUGAGUUCUUAGCCACUCUCAUCUUCGUCUUCUUUGGCCUCGGCUCAGCCCUCAAGUGGCCUUCGGCGCUGCCCUCCAUUCUGCAGAUCUCACUGGCCUUUGGCCUGGCCAUAGCCACCCUUGCCCAGUCCCUGGGGCCUGUGAGCGGUGGCCACAUCAACCCAGCCAUCACCCUGGCCCUCUUGCUGGGCAAUCAGAUCUCCCUGUUCCGGGCUGUCUUCUACGUGGUGGCCCAGCUGGUGGGUGCCAUUGCCGGGGCAGGCAUCCUCUACUGGCUGGCACCACUCAAUGCCCGGGGCAAUCUGGCCGUCAAUGCGCUCAACAACAACACGACCCAGGGCCAGGCCAUGGUGGUAGAGCUGAUUCUGACCUUCCAGCUGGCACUCUGCAUCUUCUCCUCCACCGACUCUCGCCGCACCAGCCCUGUGGGCUCUCCAGCCUUGUCCAUCGGACUGUCUGUCACAUUGGGCCACCUUGUUGGAAUCUACUUCACCGGCUGCUCCAUGAACCCAGCCCGCUCUUUUGGCCCUGCAGUAGUCAUGAAUCGGUUUAGCCCCUCGCACUGGGUCUUCUGGGUGGGGCCCAUCGUGGGGGCUGGCCUGGCUGCCAUCCUCUACUUCUACUUGCUCUUCCCCAAUUCUCUGAGCCUGAGUGAGCGUGUUGCCAUCAUCAAGGGCACAUAUGAGCCUGAAGAGGACUGGGAGGAGCACCGGGAAGAGCGGAAGAAGACCAUGGAACUGACUGCCCGCUGACCAGUGUCAGGCAGGGGCCAGCCCCUCAUCCCCCGGACCACAGGGGGGAAAAAGAAAAAAAAAAAAAGAAUAACAGCAAAGCUUCCUUCCCCGAGGUCGGUCCUAUUGGCUGAGGAGGAGGCGCUGGCUCCCCAGGCUGCACAGCUAGAGAUGGGAGCAGGAACCCAUAAUGGGAUUAUCGGAUUGGGGGCCCGGGGCUGGGGUCUGGUGGGGAGGAGUCUCUCUGGAACAGGGCAGACUGCAGUGCUUUGAGGUCAGACCUCAAAGAUUGUGAAAGCAGGCUCACAGGCUGCCCCAGGCCCGGGCCAGAAAGGGCUGGCCUGCAGUCUGCCUCCCUCACCCUCCCCAGCCCCUCCUCAAGAGCCAUAGGGACCCCAGCCCCUAGGUGGGCAGAGGCAGACCCGCCCUCAGAGCUCCUUAGGAGGAAGACAGACUGGCUCAUUGAGUGCCACCUUAUUUAUUUCCAGUAGAGGAUGGAUGGAGUGGGGCUGCUGGUGUUUGGAGUGGGGGCUUUCCAAUAAACUGCUGAUACUCA
This is a messenger RNA of Otolemur garnettii (small-eared galago), 1467 nucleotides long. It is a transcript of the gene AQP5, whose product is annotated as aquaporin 5. Gene Ontology annotation, molecular function: water channel activity. The transcript has 4 exons. Gene Ontology annotation, biological process: transmembrane transport. Gene Ontology annotation, cellular component: plasma membrane; apical plasma membrane. Lineage: Eukaryota; Metazoa; Chordata; Mammalia; Primates; Galagidae. The coding region runs from base 135 to 932 and encodes 265 amino acids. The record is from RefSeq and is a predicted model, not a curated record.